AUGAAGGCAUGGCAGGUUGCCUCCCCUGGCAGCAUUGAGGAAAAGCUCAAGCUAAACACCAAUGCCGCUCGACCGACAAGCGAGGAUCUCAAAGGUCAAGACAUUCUGGUCAAGGUUAGCAGCGCUGCGCUGAAUCCCGCCGAUUACAAGGUCAUGGAGAUUGGUCUCCUUGUAAAGGUCGCUUUAUCGUUUCCCAAGGUUCCCGGCAUGGACCUGAGCGGCGAGGUGGUCGCCGUCGGCCCCGCCGUAACGGACAUUAUCGUCGGCGACCACGUCCUGGGCCGUCUCGAUCCGUUCAAGUCGACCGGUGCGCUGUCCGAGCACGUCGUCCUGGAGCGCGACGGCUACGCCAAGAUUGCGCGCGACGCAGACCUCGACCACGCCGCCGGCCUGGGCACCGCAGCGCUGACGGCCUACCAGAGCAUCCAGCCGCACGUCAAGGCCGGCGACAAGGUCUUCAUCAACGGCGGCUCAGGCGGCACCGGCACCUUUGGCAUCCAGAUUGCCAAGCUGCUCGGCUGCCACGUCACCGCGACGUGCUCCACGGGCAAGAUUGCCCUGUGCAAGGAGCUCGGCGCCGACGACGUCGUCGACUACAAGACGACGGAUGUGCUCGGCGCGCUGCAGGCGGCCGGCCCCGUCUACAGCCUCUUUGUGGAUAAUGUCGGGGCCGUGGGCGACUUUUACGCGAAGUCGUCGUCGUUUCUGCUGCCUACCGCGCCGUUUGUGGCAGUCGGCGGCGGCUCGGUCGGGCAUGCCGCCAACGUGGUCAGCGCCAUGCUCUGGCCGUCGUUUCUCGGCGGCGGCAAGAAUCGAUUCAUUAGCUACUUUACCAAGAACAAGCACGAUGACUUGAAUCAGCUUGCGCAGUGGUACAGCAAGGGAAGCCUCAAGUCUGUGGUCGAUUCAACGUACGAGUUUGGCGAUGCGCCGGCUGCGUUUAGCCAUCUCAAAAAGGGAUCUUCCGCGGGCAAGGUGAUUGUGCACAUUGCAAUCGCACUGCAUGCGGGAUUCUGCCAGUUUUCCUCAUUGCUGCUUGUGUACCAUCUAUCUGCCCGCAAGAAGGAACAAAUUCAAGCGGCACAGAAGCUUAUUCGGCCCAAGGCCAACGAAAGAGCUCCCUUGACAAUCGAGGUGGGACGACAUGGUCAGCGAACUCGCGACCUUGCUGUUGAGGCUAGAAACUCCAAGACUCAUCGGCAGAGCUCUUUGUCGUCAUACAAUUCGGCAUGUAUCCGAGAUUUAUGCUGCUUCGACAAGUUGCAACGCCAUGUUGAUCAGCACGAGGCUGCCAGACUGGAUGAGAUCUGUCCGCUGAACACGCCAUGCAGCAAGCAUUUGAUGAAUAUCGGCGCAAUUCAAGCGGGCGCAACACCCAAGACCAGCGCUGCUCACCCGUUAUCUGCCAACAGUCACAUUGACCAUCUUCUGGACAAGCUUCCACAACUCAACUAA
Messenger RNA from Beauveria bassiana ARSEF 2860, 1455 nucleotides. RefSeq names its product zinc-binding dehydrogenase. Lineage: Eukaryota; Fungi; Ascomycota; Sordariomycetes; Hypocreales; Cordycipitaceae. The record is from RefSeq and is a predicted model, not a curated record. The coding region runs from base 1 to 1455 and encodes 484 amino acids. Gene Ontology annotation, cellular component: mitochondrion. The transcript is spliced from 4 exons. Gene Ontology annotation, molecular function: oxidoreductase activity.